AUGUCUCAACCCACCGUUGCGAAACCCGCCCCUCCUCCAACAGAUGACCCAGCAGAGAAGCUCUUGCCUGGACAACACACUCUCCCAGCAUCAUGGUGGACGUCGGAAAAAGUGUUUGAGUUGGAGAAGAGAGCCAUUUUCAACAAGUCGUGGAUGCUCUGCUCUCACACUUGCCGCUUCAAGAAGCCAGGUGACUACUUUUCCUUUACGAUUGUGGGCAUCAACUUUUUCAUCAUCAUGAACAAGCAGGGCGAGAUCAAUGCGUUCCACAACGUUUGCCGUCACAGAGCGUACCCUGUGGUGAGAAAGGACAAAGGUUCUUCUGUUGUCAUUGGAUGCAAGUACCACGGGUGGUCUUACAAUACCGACGGCGCUUUGACCAAGGCUCCACACUUUGACCAGGUGGAGGGAUUCAAAAAGGACGAAAACUCUUUGUUCCCAAUCCACACUCAUGUGACCAACCAGGGUUUGAUCUUUGUCAACUUCUGCAAUGACCCUGAGCAACUUGUGCCUUUCGACGACUGGUUUGUCGGUUUGGAGAAGGAAAUGGAGGAGUUUGACUUCAGCGACUACGAGUACCACUUCUCGUACGAGUUGGAUGGCCAGUUCAACUGGAAGACUUUGAUGGAUGGCUACCAGGAGUGCUACCACUGUCCUACUGCCCACCCAGGCUUGAACUCUGCCUUUAAGAUGGAAACUUACAAGGUUGUGCCUAAGGGAAAGUACUGCCGUCACUACGCAGAGAUUGUGAAGGAAGAAGUGGCUAUUGAGGAUAACGACAAGGAUGCUGAUGAAGAGUCUUCGUGGUUUGGCUUCGGCAAGAAGAAGGCCCCAGAAAAGCCAGUGGAGAAGAAGAAGAACCCAGGUGGAGAGUUCAAUGGCUUGUGGGUGUACUUGUUCCCAUCUAAUGGAGUGAACUGCUACUCGCCAGCAUGGUACUUUAUCCGUGUGUUGCCAAUUACCCCAACCCGUACCAUUUUGCAAUACGACAUUUACACCAAGAAGGGAUUGCCUGAAGCCGAGAAGAAGGAAUUUGUGGACUUUUUGCAAUUGGUUGAGUUGGAAGACUUCAACUUGUGUCAACUCACACAAAAGAACUUGAACCAGGGUAUUUACGGUUCUGGAUUUUUGCACCCUACCAAGGAAAGAGGUGUUUUGCACUACCAAGGCUUGGUUCGUGACUUGGUCAAGGAACACUUGGCACUUGAGGAGAAGAGAGGCAAGAUUGUUAACCCUGCUUUCUUGGGAGAGGCUGCUCUCAACGAUAGCGUGAAGGAGUUGAAUGAACUCUGUAACAAGUUGGAGUGCACUUCCAGCGAAAAGACUGCUGGUAUUGAUUGGUGA
Clavispora lusitaniae ATCC 42720 is the source of this 1344-nucleotide messenger RNA. RefSeq lists its product as uncharacterized. Gene Ontology annotation, molecular function: iron ion binding; 2 iron, 2 sulfur cluster binding. The record is from RefSeq and is a predicted model, not a curated record. NCBI's taxonomy places the organism in Eukaryota, Fungi, Ascomycota, Pichiomycetes, Serinales, Metschnikowiaceae.